GGAAGAGGCGUCGAGGGGGACAUGCAGGAAGCCUUCUCCUACUUGUCGUUUGCGGCUGAAAGGGGCAGCGCCAUCGCUCAGUUCCGGCUCGGAGCCAUUCACUCGCAGCGCUCCUCCAGGUUCUACGACCCCGAGGAGUCGAUCCGAUGGUUCAAGGCAGCAGCUGAGAACGGGCACAGACAGGCGCAGCUGUCGUACGCCAUCGCCCUGCUGAGCGGAAUGAACGUGAAGAAGAACAUGGCGCUUGCGGUCGAGAUGCUGGAGAGAAGCGCGGAACAAGGGUAUGCUGUCGCCGAGUACAACCUCGGGGUCCUCUUUCUGCACGGCGAUGGGGUGGAGCAGCGGGAGGAAGAGGCGGUUCGGUGGUUGACAGCUGCUGCACAGGGAGGGUCAGUAGAAGGCUGGUUCCUCCUAGGGAUGUGCUACGAGCUGGGAAGGGGGACCGAGUGCGACGGGGAGAAAGCGUUUGAGUGCUACGAGAGGAGUGCGGACGGGGGGUGGUCGAGCGCGCUCAUCGCGCUGGGAUCUUGCUAUGAGUUCGGAAAGGGGGUCAUGCGGUCGGAAGCAGAAGCGUUCAGGCUGUACGAGGAAGCAGCCGAUGUCAACGUGAGGGCCAUCGCUCAGCUCGCUCGCUGCUACCAGGAUGGCGUGGGGGUGGAGAAGAACCUGACCAAGGCCGUCGAGCUCAACAUGAUCGCAGCUGAUGCUGACGUCAAGGCCAAUGUGAACCUGGGGAUCGCGUACCAGUACGGCAUCGGGGUCCCCAGGAGCGACGAGGAGGCGUUCCUGUGGUUCGAACGAGCAGCGGAGCAGGGCGACGCGGACGGGAUGAUGAACGUGGCGCUAUGUUACAGCUCGGGGAGGGGAGUGAAAGAAGACGCGGCCAAGUGCGUGAUGCAAUCUCUCGUGACUGACACGUGA
Molecule: messenger RNA, 921 nt
Organism: Guillardia theta CCMP2712
Lineage: Eukaryota; Cryptophyceae; Pyrenomonadales; Geminigeraceae
Exons: 2
Coding region: 22-921 (299 amino acids)
Molecular function (GO): protein binding
Source: RefSeq, a predicted model, not a curated record